AUGACUAUCCGUGCUUCUCAUCUGAACGACCAGAGCCGAAGGCAUAGAUUUCUGUCGGCUGUCGGGAGCUUUCUUGCUAUAACUGGCUUCAUAGUUCAGUUUAUAGGCUUAGGUGCGCUACACUGGUCUGCCACAAUUAUCGUACUUGGAGUCAGUUUCAUCAUGAUGAUCAUAAGAGCAUUUGUUCGGAGGGGCCUUGCAAAAGACCCUUCAUGUGUUUCAAUUCCAGAGAAGUUUGAAUUGGUUUGGCUCGCACUACGCAGCGUUAGAAAUGACUGGAAAGAUGUUUUGACUGCAGCAGAUGACAAUAAUCACUCAAUUCCUUCACGAGAUUGUGAUUGGGGGAUUUUGACAGGGUUGAUCCAAAAAGAUCCAGUGAACGGCUUAUACGCCUGGCAACCAGCACUUUUAACAGCUAAGAGGCCCAAAUCUGGGAAUACUCUCAAGGAUUCUAUUGGCAACGAAACGGAACUGGAACAGUUAUCUAAACAUGAAUUCAUUCUUGGGUUUCGUGGAUUUCAUUCUCAAAAGUCUUAUGAGAUGCAUGCCAUUAGAAGGCAAAUCUCAAUUGUACCAGACAUACCUCGGGGGGAAUACACCGAUCUCGCUUCGAAAUUGGCAGCGGCCAUGAUAGGGGUUAUGAAUAUCAUGAACAUGAGCGGUAACAUAGUUUGGAAAAAUAAAGGCCGUCCGCCUUGGCUCAAUCACCACUGGUGGGUUGACGUGCAGCAGGGCUUACGAGAGCAGCCCCUCAAGUUUUGGGUCGUUGACAUGGGCCCUAUCCCAGACAAAGCCGCUUUGACUGAGCAACUUACUGCAGGUCUUUCCCUCUGGAUGUACUCUUUACUUUGUCAGAAAAACUCGUUGGAUCGUUUAUGCAAUCAAAAUGAUCUAAGAAACUCAAACGCUGCUUUUUUACGGAUUAUAGGCAGCUCAGAUUCCUGCACAGCAGAGCAAAUGGAAGUCUGGAUGCCAGGUACAGCACUCGACUCGAUUACUAGCUCUAAUUUCGAAGGUCUGCAUGUGCCCAGGCGGGAACCUCUAUCAAGCUGGCCUGUAUUUGGUGUUUAUUAUUCGGCCUCAUUCAAAAUGUUAGAUCCUAUCAAUGCCAAGACUGAAAGAACCUUUACCUUGCGAUCUGCAGAAGACGCUAAACCCCAGGACAUUGUUAUCAAGACCACAUCUCGCGAGAGCUUCGAAAUUGAGUGUGCUUUGGAAAUAUUUUCCUUGUUUAUGCUUUCACUCUGUAUGUCCGUGGAUCGUGUGAAAGGCGAAACGGUCCAGAUAGUGAAUUGGCUAACCGAAGAAAUGGGGGAAGAAAUGAUUAACUCUGUAUUCACAGCUCUGGCCCAGGAAGUCAUUGAUGCAGGACUUGAGAAUAAUACCGACCUCGCUUUGCGGUACAUUAUUCCCGCGUUCGCCAAAUUCCGUUUGCUCCCCAAGUGUAGGAGCAACCCAGUACGGGCUCCAAGGGAACGAAAAAUCAAAAAGCAUCAAAAUGCUCAUGUUGCCGCAACGUUGUGGUGA
Molecule: messenger RNA, 1527 nt
Organism: Endocarpon pusillum Z07020
Lineage: Eukaryota; Fungi; Ascomycota; Eurotiomycetes; Verrucariales; Verrucariaceae
Exons: 3
Coding region: 1-1527 (508 amino acids)
Source: RefSeq, a predicted model, not a curated record